AUGAUUCGUCGCUAUGGCGUGUCCCUGGUUUACCGGCUCAGUGCGAGGCAAUGGGCGGGCUUGAUUGCGGCCGCGUUACUGCUCUAUAAUUGGCAGAUUUUUUACCUACAAUAUAAGAAAACAUACUCGGGAACUUUUUCAAGAGAUAUUACAGUGGACAGGGACAAAUAUGGAAGUAAGUUGAACAAGUUUUCGGAUUGAAAAUGGGAUUUUUUGAUUUCAUUAUUUUUGCACUGUGCGAAAUUUCGUUUUUGUUGUAAAAUACGACGUGAUUUACUAUUUUUCUUACAGUUCUUUGAAAAUUCUGUCUUUAUAGAGUCCAACUUACUACCUAGAAGACCUUUAAAUUACUUUUUCCCACCUAAAAUACAAAUUUCCGCUAAAAGAAAAAAUUUUGCACAGUGCGAAAAUUUCGUGGGUAAAAUAUGAAAAAACAACUCAUAAUUUAAUUUUCAGAACUGCCAGUUCGCGUAGUAGUAAUUCAAGCCGACUAUAGCCAUACCUCUGAAUAUAUUCUACCUCAAUCUACGUUACAUUGUUAUUGUGCCUUCCACAACUACACAUUGGUCGACAUCAACCUGGCGAGAGAUGCAAAAUACGCGCAGCUAUGUGCUGGCAAAGAUGUAAGGGAUUUACUAGUCCGUCCGGAAAGCGCCGGAAUGAAAUCGGCGAUGCACUCUGCGAAAACGAAAGUUCACUUUGCACUGUGCAAUUUUUGGCUUUUUGCACUGUGCAAUAGGCUUUUUGGGGCUGUCGCUCGCUCGCACCUUGACUUUUUUCGCACAGUGCAAACUCCAAAAAUCAGUCCGGCGACUUUCCGGAAGCAUUGGGGAAAAGACAAUUGGGGAAACUGAAAAGUAUUAUUUUUCUUCGAUCUAAUUGUCGAAAUAAGAAUAAUCGAUGGCGCUGGUUUCGAAAAUUACAUUCAUUCUUUUGAUCGUUACUUUUUUCCUUAAUAGUACUGUAAAGUAAUAAUUUUUUGAAUUUUUUUGAUCAAUACUCGAUUUAGAGGUUUUCGAUAGUGCUGAUUCCGAAAAUCGUAUUCAAUUUUCUGAUUUGAAAUCAGCACUAUCGAAAACCCCUAAAUCGAGUAUUUGCGAAUAAAAUUCAAAAAAUUACUACUUUACAGUACUACUAUUAAGGAAAAAAGUAACGAUCAAAAAAAUGAAUGUCAUUUUCAAAAUCAGCGCAUCGGUUAUCCUAAUUUCGACACUUACAUCGAAGAAAAAUAAUACUUUUCAGUUUCCCCAAUCGUUUUUUCCCCAACCAUCUUUUUCCCCAAUUGACGACGCUCCGUUUUAGUUCAUGUUUCGUCGUCAUUGCGUUCUCUCACACUAUAUGGCCCAACACCCUGAGGCAAAAUGGAUUUUAGCGCUGGAUGCGGACAUGGGUGUGAUAAAUCCGAAUCGUCUACUGGAAGAGUUCCUCAAAACAACGAAUGACGUCGUAUUUUACGACCGACUGUUCAAUUAUGAGAUCAUGGCUGGGUCUUUCAUCCUGCGGAACACCGAAUUCGCGAGGAAUUUUCUCACAACUUGGAGUGAAUACGAAAAUAAGGUUCCCGAUAGCUUUCAUGGGACUGAUAAUGGAGCUCUUCAUGUAAGUUUUUAUUUUCCAAAUAUAGCAGAAUACAAUUAAGAAAGUGCCAGUUUAGCUUGCAACAGAAUGCCAAAAAUGCUGAUUUUACGCGUUUUCGCUAGAAGCAGGCUUAUUUUUUAGCGGAACUUGACUAGAUACAAAACAAGCAGUGUUGAAAUCCGAUUGGGUCAUAAUGCUGAGCCCAGUCGAUAAUUUGUGAGUCCCACCUACGACUUCCCUGAAAAUCAGGGAAAGUCAUCAAAAUGGAACGCCAAUUGGGAAAAAAAGACGAUUAGGGAAAAGGACAAUUGGGGAAACUGAAAAGUAUUAUUAUUCUUCUAUGUAAGUGUCGAAAUUGGGAUAAUCGAUGGCGCUGAUUCCGAAAAUGACAUUCAUCUUUUUGAUCGUUAUUAUUUUGCUUAAGUAGUACUGUAAAGUUAGUAAUUUUUUGUCGAUUUAGGGGGUCUCAAUGUGCUGACUUCAAAUCAGAAAAAAUAAAUUAGAUUUUCGGAACCAGCAUUAUCGAAACCCCCUAAAUCAAUUAUUGUGAAAAAAGUUUAAAAAAAACUACUGCUUUACAGUACUACUUAAGCAAAAAACUAACUAUCAAAAGAAAUGAAUGUCAUUUUCGAAAUCAGCGCCAUCGAUUAUUCUUAUUUCGACACUUACAUCGAAGAAAAAUAAUACUUUUCAGUUUCCCCAAUUGUUUUUUUUUCCCAAUCGUCACUCCCCGUAUUAAAAAAUAUGUUUCAGUACCUGCAAACUAUUGUAAAACACCCAACACUACUCUAACAUAUUUUUCAGAAGGUCCUUCUCGACGAAUUUGCCCCCAACGCGUCGCCCGGCGAAUCUACCGUUUGUCAAAAUCUUUGGAACACCUCGAAAGAUUAUGACGACCUGUUUGUCUUCGAAUCAUGUGUAAGGUCGAUUCUGGGCUUUCGAAAUGUUUUGGAGUCCAAACAAGGAAGUGUUCGGAUUUUAUCGAGCUCUAGCGGUUAUUGGGCACGAGAUGGAUGGCAAACCGAAAAUUAUUGGUCCGACGAGGACUUUAUUCUGCAUGGAUGGCAAGAACGGUGGGUUAAGAACCCCUUAUAACAUUUACAAUGUACAGUGACGGGCCUGAUCCAGUGGCAAAAAACUUACCAUUUUGUAUCCGGGAAGUAUCAAAAAUGUAGCAAAAUACCUCACUUUCCACGUGAAAAAAACUCCGAUUUCAUCCGCAAGGGCGCCCUUAAAAACAGAGUUUUUUCACUUGGAGAGUGAGGCAUUUUGCUACAUUUUUUGAUACUUCCCGAAUGCCAAAUGGUACGUUUUUUGCCACUAGAUCAGGUCCGUCACUGUUCAUUUGCCUAACCCAAAUUAAAUUUUUCUUUUGCACUGUGCAAAAUUUAAAAAAAAUGUUUUGACCGCACAGUGCGAUCAAAUUUUCAUGGAAAAAAGUUAUCCAAUUUUCUUUUCAGGCGUCGAGAAUUUGUCGAUCUCUUUGCUUGGUGGAUCUCUCCCUUCGCAGUCGAGGACUUUCCCAUCGAAAAGUGCUCGAAUAAACAUGAAAACCCCGGGAAAUUUUGGAUUUAUAAAGCGUAUACCCAUCAACCCGUCGAGUACAUUCGCAGCAUUCUGAUCAGCACAGCGACUGCAAGCUACAACGACCAUUUACUGCGACUUAAAAAGGUCGGCCAGGUUCGAAGUGACUUCGCCAAGCGACUUUCACUCUAA
Messenger RNA from Bursaphelenchus xylophilus (pine wood nematode), 3294 nucleotides. The record is from the annotation of a GenBank genome assembly. Lineage: Eukaryota; Metazoa; Nematoda; Chromadorea; Rhabditida; Aphelenchoididae.